AUGGUAGCAUUUUUUCUACAGUUAUCAGUUUUACCUUUUCUUCUUGUUCCAAGUAUUCAUUAUGUACUUAACAACGAAAUAUCCACCGUAUCUGUCAACGGGGACAAUGCUAGUGUGUAUAUACCUGAUUCAUGGAAUAUCAAUGCUGAAACAGGUUUUAGAUAUGUGUUGUCACUUCUAUUAACGUCCACUUUAUGGUGGGAGAAUUUUCUGGAUAAAAUCAAUGGAACCGGAAAAGUCAAGCAGUUUCUCUUGAAAACAAGGUUUGAAAUUGAAGAAAGCCGGUCUUAUAUUUAUGUUUUUGUGUCCGUAUUGAAACUCGUGACGGCAAUUGUUUCUGCACGUCUUUUUGUUGGAGAAUCCUUAGCGCUCUUCACAGUAGAAUUCUGGGAAGCAUUAUUAAAAAAUCAGACACUUAGUGAUUAUUCGGAUAUACUUAUUCUAAUUGCAUCCGGUUUCAUUGGAUAUUAUGUGGCUUACACAUCCUGCAAACUACAUAUGCAAAUAUUUUCUUUUUCUCUACCCUGCCUGCUAUCUACACCAGUUGCAGUAAUUCUGAUGACAGUAUACUGUCAAAGCAGUUCAGACUAUUUUUCAUCUAUAUUCAAUUUUGACAAAGAAUCCUGCUGUGAUUUUCCAAUCUACAGUCCCUGGUAUCACGUGACCUUAGCCUCACUCUGGUUUCUUUCCUUAUACUGGGUUGGACAACACAUUUGGACUCCACAACAAGAAAGGCUUGCAAAAGUAGACAGAUUAUUUGUCAAUCCAUUGUAUUGUGGAAUACUGUUGGAGCAAAAUUUGGUUUUGAACAGAAAACGCAGUCAGUUGCAAAAACAAGUUAAAGAAGACGAGAAAGGAGAUGAACAAUUCCCUCUUCAAACUCCCCCGUUUGUCUACGCAUGCGCUACCAUGUGGCAUGAAAAUCGCCUAGAGAUGGUUCAACUUCUGAAGUCAAUAUUUAGAAUGGAUGAAGACCAGUUUCUUAGGGAGAAAGAAUAUGAAAUAUCGAGUGACAACCGAUAUCCACAUGAUUAUUACAAGUUUGAAGCUCACAUCCUCUUCGAUGAUGCGUUUUGCAAAGGAAAUCUUAACGAAUUUGUAGAAACAUUUGCUUCAGUCAUGAACGAGGCUGCAAGUUCUGUGCAUUCUCAACCAAUACAACUAGAAAAGCCAGUUAUUAUUUCCACUUACUAUGGAGGACAGGUUAUCUUUAGAAUGCCGGGAGAAAAUUUCCUGUACAUUCACCUUAAAGAUAAAACAAAAAUUCGUCAUAAGAAAAGAUGGUCUCAGGUGAUGUACAUGUAUUAUUUAUUGGGAUACCGGCUAACAACCGAAAUACGAAAUGAAAUAGAAAAGAAUGCAAAGAAGAAAAAAGAUCCUGAAAACAUUGAUGACUAUUUUAAGAAAAAGGCAGAGAACACAUUUCUUCUUGCUUUGGAUGGAGACGUAGAUUUUACUCCUGGUUCUGUCAGAAUUCUCAUCGAUCGAAUGAGAAAGGAUGAAAAAGCUGGUGCUGCAUGUGGAAGAAUUCAUCCAAUAGGCAGUGGCCCGAUUGUCUGGUAUCAGAAAUUUGAAUACGCAGUGGCACAUUGGCUUCAGAAAGCUACGGAGCAUGUACUUGGAUGCGUUCUUUGUUCCCCUGGGUGUUUUAGUCUUUUCCGUGGAUCAGCGCUAAUGGAUGAUAAUGUUAUGAAAAAAUACACCUUACUACCAUCGGAAGCAUCUCAGAUCCUAAUGUACGAUUUAGGGGAAGAUCGCUGGCUCUGCACGCUGCUUCUACAACAGGGGUACAGGGUAGAUUAUGCUGCCGGUGCUGAUGCCUACACUUAUGCUCCAGAGAGCUUUAAUGAAUAUUUCAACCAAAGAAAAAGAUGGACGCCUUCCACCCUGGCCAAUAUAAUGGCUCUACUACAAGAUGGGAAAAAUACAGUAGAGGCGAAUUCAAAUAUAAGUUGGCUGUACAUAGCUUAUCAAGGUUCUCUGAUGGUUGCAACACUUAUUGGUCCAGCAACAAUUCUUAUGAUGAUUGCCGGCGCCUUUGUUGCCGUUUUCAGUUUGGAUCUUAUGAUGUCAUACGUCACCUCUUUAGUACCGGCUAUUACGUAUUUCAUCAUAUGUCUCACAUUCCGCUUAAACGUUCAACUUGUGGUGGCUCAAAUUCUUAGUGGAUUUUACGUGUUAAUUAUGAUGGUGGUUUUCGUCGGUGUGAUUAUCACGGCUGUGACGGAAUCUCCGUACCAUCCCAGCGUCAUUUUCAUCAUGGGACUGGUUGCUAUUUUCGUAAUAGCUGCUUUACUUCACCCAAGAGAAUGGGGCAAUAUUAUAUACGGAUUACUUUAUUAUGUUCUUGUCCCUUCAGGGUUCUUACUUCUAGUCAUUUAUUCUUUGUGCAAUUUGAAUGACAUUUCAUGGGGAACUAGGGAGAGUGGUACAACGAAGGAGAAAGAGAAAGAGAAUAAGGGUCUUCUCUACAAAAUAUUCUCUCCAUUUACAAAGAUUAAAGAUAAUUUAUUUAAACCGAACCCUUCCGAAAAGGACGUGCUUCUUAAAGUACUUGCGACCAUGACAGAUAUGGUUGGUUUUAGGAAGGAUUCUGCAUUAACUCAUCCUGAAAAUGAAAAUUUAGGGGAGAUUGCUGCAGAGACAUCACCACCUCUUGAGACAAAUUCUCAGGAACAAACGAAAGGAAGUUCAGAGAAAAUGUUUAACAACGAAGAACCUAAGUGGGUAAUUAAAGGCCCUUUCUCGGGAAGAUAUGUUAAAAUGAAGGAAAAAGAAAGUGAAUUUUGGAAAACAUUUGUAGACAGAUAUCUGAAACCUUUAGAAAGAGAUCCGGCAAAAGAAAAUAAGGUUAAGGAACAGCUGAGGGAGUUGAGAAAUAACGUGUGUGGAGGGAUGGCUCUUGUUAAUUUACUUUGGAUUGCUGUAAACUUUAUGUUUCAGUUACGAAGCCCUGCAGUAAUAAGUUUUAAACUUCCGAUAACCAACGGAGACGACGAAGAGGAGAAUUACGAGAUGAGAAUUGAACUUCUUGGCCUGUUGUUCAUUGGCUUCUUUCUUAUCAUCCUUAUGAUACAGUUUUGUGGCAUGGUUAUGCAUAGAUGGGGAACAUUUUUGCAUCUUGUUGCUAUAACGGAACUUCCGAAUCCCUUUAAAACAAAAAUCAAAACAGAUCAACGUUUAGAAAUUCGAGAAUCAUACGAGCAUGCAAAAGAGGAAAAUCUGGAAAUGCAAGAAAUACCAGAAGAGGAUAUUCAGGCGGAAGAAAACGCAGUUUUAAGGCAAAUUGAACAAUUACAAGAAACAGGUACCAGAUAUCAUAACGAUUCUUCACCGGAAACCAGUUUACCAAAACCAAAACGGAAGUCCAUUGACUACAAGCCGAUCAACACUCGUGAAUUAUUCCAACGUUACAGGCAAAAUACACACCACCGUAUCAAAGCCAACGACGACCGAACACGGUAUAGAAGAAAUGAAAGAAAUUUGCAUCAGCGAUCAGUUUUCAGUGAAGUAACGAAUUACAAUCAGCGGUAUGGCUACAACCAUAAUAGAUGGACAGAUAGAAGAAUGGAUACUUCCAAUCAAAGAGAUGAAGUCAGCAGGGAAAGAGAUAGAAGGCGGGAUUUUCAUUUAAGAGGGGGACUGAUGGGAAGAACUUUUUCAAGAUCUUUACUGAAGUAUCAAAACGAAGACUAUAAUGAAUACAAAGACUAG
This is a messenger RNA of Saccostrea echinata, 3714 nucleotides long. Its product is annotated as chitin synthase chs-2-like. The transcript is spliced from 16 exons. The coding region runs from base 1 to 3714 and encodes 1237 amino acids. NCBI's taxonomy places the organism in Eukaryota, Metazoa, Mollusca, Bivalvia, Ostreida, Ostreidae. Gene Ontology annotation, molecular function: chitin synthase activity. The record is from RefSeq and is a predicted model, not a curated record. Gene Ontology annotation, cellular component: cell septum; cell periphery.